Molecule: messenger RNA, 759 nt
Organism: Opisthocomus hoazin
Lineage: Eukaryota; Metazoa; Chordata; Aves; Opisthocomiformes; Opisthocomidae
Source: RefSeq, a predicted model, not a curated record
AUGCCUCUUGCAGCCUUUACGGGCGCGUGUGAGCAACGGCGGCAAGGAGCAGGUGGUGGUGCGGGCGCUGUGAGGAGCGGCCGAGGUGUACGGUCUGGUCCGGUGGGACGUGCAGCACCCGAUCAAAGUCAAGACAUCAUUUCUUCUGCUCAUUGCAUCUUGGACAGAGAAAAUUACUUCGUGAAGGAAGUGGACAGGUAUUUGAGGCACAAUGAUUUCUUAAAUCUGAGAAGGAAGGAGAUGCUGUACAAGAAAUGGCUUCAGGAGGUUUCAGAGCCACUGCUGCAGAAAAUUGAGGACAAAAUGGACAGCCAGUCCAGCGAAGAAAUACGGAAAAGGAAAGAAGAACAACUCUCUCUCUAUUUAAACUACUGUAAAAAGAAGGGCUAUGUGGCUUUGGAAGCUUAUGACCCAUCAGAGUACGACCCGUUCUUCCUGAAGAUGUGUACAGACUGCUGGAAGGUUUCAAUACCAACUUUACAGGAUCCUCUGUUAAAAGGCAUUCAAAGAAAGUUUACUGAGACAUGCAUUAUCAAGCAGUGUGAGACAGGAAGACCAUUCUCCACCAGAGAGCUGAACAAACUCCGUAAAGCAGAACUGCCACGGCUUCCUUUGAGCCGGCAACGUAUGGAUGCGGUUGAGUGGCUGAAGAUACCGCAUGCCUACAUGGCUAGUGAGGCCCACCGAACGAGGAGGCAGAAAGUCAUCAGCCACCACGAAGAUGGCAAGAGCCGCUGGGGUCACCUGUCCUCCGGCUGA